Grosmannia clavigera kw1407 is the source of this 1596-nucleotide messenger RNA. RefSeq lists its product as uncharacterized. Lineage: Eukaryota; Fungi; Ascomycota; Sordariomycetes; Ophiostomatales; Ophiostomataceae. The transcript has 2 exons. The coding region runs from base 1 to 1596 and encodes 531 amino acids. The record is from RefSeq and is a predicted model, not a curated record.
AUGGAGUUCUGGAAAAUGAUAUUUGUGCCAGCCAUGACGGUGUUCAAGACCAUGCCUAAUGUUACAAAUCCGGAGCGCAAUCAGCAAUACGACAUUCGAGAGGCCGAAAAAUGGGAGACGGUAUACGAAAAGCUUGUGGCUGCUCGUGACCAUUACGUUGACAAGACUGGAGUCAGAGGUCACCUUCAGCAGACUUGGCGAUGGCUCGCAGAUAACGUGAUUGAAGUCGUGAGUGUGGCUGUUGCGGUUUCGCCCAAGCCAGAUAUCGCUACUCCAGUCUUCGCUGCCGUGAAUAUCAUCAUCGAGGCGGUGAAAACCGGAGCGGAGAGGCGUAAAGAGGUGUUACAGGGACUAGAAGGACUAGAGGACAUAUUUUCCGAUGUCGAGUUGUUUCUCGCGACUUUUGAGGGGGAGCAAGACAUUACAAACAAAGCCAUCGUCCUGAUAGCCCAUGUUCUCGUCGCCGUGGAAAGGGGUAUUGGCUUCUUUACGAAGCACAGUUAUGCACAAGUGGUGACCUUGGAAAGACGCAACGCGGAACUGGAAAUGCAAAACACGAUGCUCCGUAGUGUCUCGCCAGCCGUGCAGCAGUCAGCAUGGGCUCCCCCUCCGUGUCUGUUCUCCACCGACCAGCAGACUCUAUGGGAGCAGCUCGACAUUGACGACCUCGACACAGCUGAUAUGGAUCACAUCGAGUCACGGGGUCCGUUUCUCAGCAGUUCUGACCGCUCCCAGACGGAGCAGUUGGAGAUGCAUCACACGUUCCAAGACUGGGUCGUCGCAGCGCAUUCUACGAAGCUGCUCGUGCACGGAAAUCUUGUCCACAGUCCCAUGCAUACUUCAGCUCUGUCUCUCUUCUGCAGCACAAUCGUUCAGGCGUUCCGCUACCGCAAACACUUUCUGUGUAUCGUCUGGUUCUGUGGUCUGCAUCAGGGCGGAGGUAAACUGUCGGACUGGAACGACAACUCCUCGAAUGACUCGCAUAUGUCUGACUGGGGCGCGGACUCGGACUUCUGCUCAGACUCGGACGACAACGAGGAUUUCGGAUGCCUGACCCAGUACGGCCCCGGAACACGCACACAGACACUAAUAAAGAUGAUGCGCAGCCUUAUAGCGCAGUUGCUGUGCGACUAUCAAUUCGAAGUCGGCAUCGACCUGCUGCCACCCGGUCUCGCCCCCGAGCAGAUACAUGGAGCCAGCCUCGACCAGCUGCGGGCCCUCUUUGCGUGGUUGGUGCGAAUGCUACCGGCGGACAUCACGCUGUUCUGCGUCAUUGAUGGCAUCAGCUUCUACGAGCGGGAUGAGUACGAGGAACCGCUUCUCGAGCUGCUGGGGGACAUCCUGGGUCUGACUGCAGAGAAGGACCUAAAUGCGGUGUUAAAAGUGCUGGUGACAAGCCCGUGGCCGACAGCGGUCGUGCGUAUGGGCUUUGAGGAGGAGGAAGGGGAGGGCAAGAAGGAUGGCGGUGAAACAGAAAGCCUUAUACUGCCUCUCGAUACAAUUUCUGGAGCUCAAGUGUCCUACAAGUUGGAAAGGCUAAGAAGGGAGCUAGACGGGGUCACAGAAGACGGCGUUGAAAAGAAGGCAAUGUUUUAG